UCAAAUUAUUCAUGAUCAAAUCCAAUUAAUAAUUUAGGCAAAAUGGCUGCUAAGAGUGAUGAGAAAGGUGAAGAUGCUGCAUUUAGUGCCUUCCUAAGCGAGGUCAAGCAAAUAGAAAAGAGAGACUCUGUCUUAACUGGUACACAGCAGAUAGAUAGGUUGCUCAGAAAAGGGGCCAAGUAUGCCAAUCUCAAUCCUUAUGAGGUAUUGCUGAUUGAUCCAGAAAUUAGUCCUGAGGAUUUAAGAAAAGCAUAUCGUAAAUUGUCAUUUCUGGUACAUCCUGACAAGAACCAUGAUGACAAAGAGAGAGCUCAAAUUGCUUUUGAAGCUGUAAACAAAGCAUACAAGACAUUAGAAGAUCCCGAACAGCUUGAGUACUGUAAAAGCAUUUGGGAAGAAGCUGUUGCAACUACCGAUCAAAAGUUGAGGGAAAAGAGAGCAGAAAAUAAGAAGAGAGGAAUCAAAUUUAUUGAUGAGGACAAAAAUCCUGAGCUGAAGAAAGAAAUGAUUCGAAAAACAAUGACAAAGCUAUUUGUCGACUAUGAUAUUAGAAAGAAACAACUAGAGGAGCGAGAAACAACUGAGAAAAAGAGAUUUAAAGAGAUGGAGGAUGAAGAGAAAGACAAGAUAAAGCGAGUGAAGGAGUAUGAACAGGAAUGGGCUGCUUCAAGAGUUGAGAGGGUGACAAGUUGGAGAGACUUUCAAAACAAAGGACCCAAGAAAGCAAAGAAAACCCACUCGUACAAACCCCCGAAAUUUAAACAAGAAACACGAUCAUGAACAUCCCCUCCUUCCAUCACUGUCAUAUCGCCUAUCUCUUUCUCUCUCUUUUAAAAUUCUUGUUGUUAUUAAUUUAUUAUCAUUCAUUGUGGUAAAGACUAAUCCAUAAAACAAUAUCAAA
This is a messenger RNA of Amphimedon queenslandica, 901 nucleotides long. RefSeq names its product dnaJ homolog subfamily C member 8-like. Gene Ontology annotation, cellular component: nucleus. The record is from RefSeq and is a predicted model, not a curated record. NCBI's taxonomy places the organism in Eukaryota, Metazoa, Porifera, Demospongiae, Haplosclerida, Niphatidae. Bases 43 to 780 code for a protein of 245 amino acids. The transcript is spliced from 9 exons.